CAGACCCUGCAGGCAGACAUACGCUUACUGGACUGAUAUAGCACUCCCUGGCAGAGAUCAGCCAAAAAGAAAAAGACACAAAGAUGAAGGUGUUCCUGGUACUUGCUAUUGCUGUAUUCACAGGUUGCCAUGCCAACCUUUUCUACGCUGAUGAGCCAAAACCACAGCUGGAACAGCUGACUGAUGCAUUCUGGGAUUACGUCGGUCAGGCAACACGCACUGCUGAGGAUACACUGAAGAUGAUAAGGGAAUCUCAGCUGGGACAGGAAAUGAAUGCCAGAAUCACAGAGGGAACUGAUAUGGUCAACCAGUAUGCUGUCACACUUCAAAAGCAGGUGCCACCUAUGGCUCAGGAACUCUUGGACAAAAUCACCAAGGAGGCUGAGUCACUGAGGGAGCGCUUGGAUCAGGAUCUGGCCAGCGUGAAGGGUAAACUGGAGCCUUAUGCCGAGGACCUGAAAACACAACUCCAGCAAAGGGUGGAGGAGCUCAGAGCUGCUGUGGCCCCCUAUGCUGAAUCCCUCGACUCAGAAACCCUGAAGGCCAACCUGCUCCAGAAGAGCGAGGAGCUCAGGGGGAACCUGGAGAAGAGUGUGAAAGACCUGCAGUCCCAGCUCGGUCCCUACACAGAAGAACUCAAGCAGACAGUGGACCAGCGUCUGAAGGACUUCCAGGAGAAGAUGGCUCCCCUGGCUGAGGAUCUCCAGUCACAGCUGACACAGAGGGCUCAGAUGGUACAGCAGAGCUUGGCACCAUAUGCUGAGGAUCUGAGGGAAAAGCUUGACCCCUACGCCCAGGAUCUGAAGGAACGACUCACCACCCUCUACGAGUCCUUCACCAAGACCAGCUAAAUGAUCUCAAUGCUUCAUAAAAAUGACUGUUUGCUCACUAAAUAACAAUGUGACAAGCUGUCACAUCUCUCACACACUACCAAACACUCACCGUAUUCAAAUGUUAAUGGCAAUAACCAAGUAACAAAUCAGAAAUUAGCUCUGUGGAAUUUGAUAUGUCUGUCAGUGGAAGUAUUUAUGUGAGAUGGGUUAAAAUGAGAAGCUGCUCAUCUUUAAGAAUGAAUUUAGCUCUGAAAUGUGUUUAUGUAGUCAUUUUUAUCACGUACUGCAAGAUGUGUUUUUAACAAACUACUAACUUAUGAAAAAUAAAUAAAUCUUUUAUUAUACAAAA
This is a messenger RNA of Chanos chanos (milkfish), 1182 nucleotides long. Its product is annotated as apolipoprotein A-IV. NCBI's taxonomy places the organism in Eukaryota, Metazoa, Chordata, Actinopteri, Gonorynchiformes, Chanidae. The transcript is spliced from 4 exons. Gene Ontology annotation, molecular function: cholesterol transfer activity; phosphatidylcholine-sterol O-acyltransferase activator activity; phospholipid binding. The coding region runs from base 84 to 851 and encodes 255 amino acids. The record is from RefSeq and is a predicted model, not a curated record. Gene Ontology annotation, cellular component: extracellular vesicle; extracellular region; chylomicron. Gene Ontology annotation, biological process: phospholipid efflux; acylglycerol homeostasis; cholesterol metabolic process.